UUUCUACUUCCCCCAGUUCCUAAGGGUCUCUUUUCUUCCAGAUUCUUCCCUAUUUGAAGAACAUCCGGUUCAACAACAGUGCUGGAAGCGAAGUCUCCUUCUCAGAAAAUGGACUGGGAUUAGCUCGUUAUGAUCUUCUGAACUGGCUUUUCCUGCCCAAUCAAUCUUUUGUCCCCGUGAAAGUUGGCCGAAUAGAUCUUGGGGCUCCACCAGGCCAGGAUUUCACCAUUAACUCCGAGGCAAUCAUCUGGGCCCCAGAGGUGGGCUGGAAGGAAAUAUUCUGAAUAAAGGGAGAGAGUCAUUCUCUCCUGGGAUGCAGAAUGUCCUCCUAGCUCAGAAGAGGUCAAUCAGAUCAGAAUACAUAGCAGCCAUUUCAUGAAAAAAACCCUUUGCAUGCAAUACAUUCAAGUCUGAUUUGUGGCAUGUUGAAGAAGGGCUGGGAUUGGGGAAAACUCCUGCUGGAAACUCAGGGUGCUCUUAGAGCAGGACACAGUGAUUUCGAUGGGCAGUCCCCAUUCAGUUGGAUCCUCAUGAUUCUUUGUUCUGGAAGGCUGCAGCUGAAUGUCACAGGACUUGCUUUGCAUGCAGAAGUCCCAGUUCCUAUCCUCAGCAUCCAUUGGUGGGUCAGGAAUGUCACUGGCCUGAAUUCCCCCAAAAGCUGUUCCUGCUUGAUGUUAGACCAUGCUGAACCAGUUCUUUUGAAGACAUUCUGAAGAUGGAAAUGGGAAUGUGGAAAUGAAAAAAUGAUGGAUGUUCGUUGCUUAGGCCAUCUCAAGCAUUCUCCUUUUCUCUUUUAGAAGGUGCCCUUUGCCAGGUGUGGCAUGAAGAGGUGCCAUGCGGGGGAGAGGAGAAGCGUUCCAGAGGGCGAGCAGGUCUGCUGCUACCGAUGUGACCCUUGUCCAGAAGGGACCAUUUCUAAUCAGACAGAUGCAGCUCGCUGUGACCCCUGCCCAGAAGACCAAUACCCCAAUAAAGACAACGACCACUGCAUUGCCAAGAAGGUCCACUUCCUUUCCUAUCAAGAGACCCUGGGAUGCACUUUAGCUUCUCUGGCUCUUUCUCUCUCUGUGAUCACAUCUGCAGUCCUGGCGAUUUUCCUUAAGCAUCGCGACACACCGAUCGUCAAAGCCAACAACCGAGAUCUCACCUACAUCCUCCUGGUCUCCCUCAUCCUCUGCUUCCUCUGCUCCUUCCUCUUCAUUGGUCAACCUAGGAAGCUUACCUGUCUCUUCCGACAAACUGCCUUUGCCAUUCUCUUUUCCUUUGCGGUUUCCUCUGUGUUGGCAAAAACUGUCAUGGUGGUUCUGGCCUUCAUGGCCACCAAGCCAGGGAACAGGACAAGGAAACUCUUAGGAAAACCACUGACCAACUCCAUUGUCUUAGCUUGCCCCCUGGUCCAAGCAGUUCUUUGUGCCACCUGGCUGGUAACCUCUCCCCCAUUUCCCCACUUGGACUUCCACUCCUUGGUAGGAGAGACCAUCUUGGAAUGUAAGGAAGGCUCAGCUUCUAUGUUUUACACUGUCCUUGCCUACCUGGGUUUCCUGGCCCUAGUCAGUUUCACAGCGGCCUUUCUGGCUAGGAAAUUGCCCAACAGCUUUAAUGAAGCCAAGUUCAUUACUUUUAGCAUGCUGAUCUUUUGCAGCGUUUGGAUCUCCUUCCUCCCCACCUACCUGAGUACCAAAGGGAAGUCCAUGGUGGCCGUGGAGAUCUUCUCCAUCGUCGCAUCUGGAGCCAGUCUCUUGGUUUGUAUCUUUUUCCCCAAAUGCUACAUUAUCCUAUUGAGGCCUGAUCUGAAUUGUAGAGAAAAUAUAAUAAGAAACAAGAAUUUCUGA
Molecule: messenger RNA, 1832 nt
Organism: Candoia aspera
Lineage: Eukaryota; Metazoa; Chordata; Lepidosauria; Squamata; Candoiidae
Product: vomeronasal type-2 receptor 26-like
Exons: 2
Coding region: 822-1832 (336 amino acids)
Biological process (GO): G protein-coupled receptor signaling pathway
Cellular component (GO): plasma membrane
Molecular function (GO): G protein-coupled receptor activity
Source: RefSeq, a predicted model, not a curated record